Spodoptera littoralis (African cotton leafworm) is the source of this 4306-nucleotide messenger RNA. NCBI's taxonomy places the organism in Eukaryota, Metazoa, Arthropoda, Insecta, Lepidoptera, Noctuidae. The record is from the annotation of a GenBank genome assembly.
GUAUUCUCUCUCGGCGACCAUGCACCGACCGCUGUGGUUAAUAUUAUUGGCCACAGUUUGUGAAGCUUUCUACGAUGAAUACAAUUUAUAUAACUGGGAUAACGAUAGGGUCGAUGGUCAUAGGCCGAACGAUUUGCAUGUUCAUUUUAUGCAUGGAAACUUUACAGACACACUGAGAAGAUUUGCUGGCACAUAUUAUGAUGAUUCUCGGCGAGCUAAAGACAAUAAGCUAACUUACGACAAACUUAAAUCAAGACUACGAGGACUUAAAGUGUAUACAUUCCUGAGUCACUCAGAAGACUUCGAGACAGCCCAAAGUUCUCAGCUACCUUUAUCAGAAGGAUCUACGUACUGUACGAUGGGCAGAAACACAAAGGUAGGCUGCAAUCACUGCACGUGUGUCGCUGGACAACUUUACAUGUGCACUGGAAUGAUCUGCCCCUUCAAACCGCAUAUAAAACAUAAACCUAAUAAAACAUUGAGAGCCUCACGAUCCGAAUGCGUUGAUGGUACGUCGUACAUGGAUGACAAGGGAUGCAACCAAUGCUACUGCAUCGAUAACACAGAGUACUGCACUUUAAACGACUGCGGUUCCCUCGGAGGAGAAAUGCGGAAGCUACGGACGGAUUUCAAGUGCGUUAAUGGUACGUCGUUCAUGGAUGACGAGGGAUGCAACCGAUGCUUCUGCGUCAAUAAUCGCGCGAUCUGCACUAUGAAAGCCUGCCUAAAGAUAAGCGAUAAAGAUAAAGCGUUGUUGAGAGCCACACGAUCCGAAUGCGUUGAAGGUACGUCGUACAUGGAUGCCGAGGGAUGCAACCGCUGCUACUGCAUCGAUAACACAGAGUACUGCAGUUUACAAGACUGUGGUUUCCCCGGAGGGAAAAUGCUGAGGAUAAGGACGGAUGUGAAAUGCAUUAAUGGUACGUCGUACAUGGAUGACGAGGGAUGCAACCGUUGCUUCUGCAUCGAUAAUAAUGAGGUCUGCACUAUGAAAGCCUGCAUAAAGGAAAGCGCGUUUUGCUUAGUAGGAUCAGUAAAACAAAGCAUAUGUGGAGAAUGCGUCUGCACCACGGGAAGGUGGGAUUGCCCUAGUUGUGAAUAUAACGAGCUCUUUACCAAAAUACAUAAACAUAAGUUAAGAGUCCAAAAUCCUGAAUGCGACGACCAUCCAGCGGGUGACUGGUUCCUAGAUGAAGACGAAUGCAAUCACUGCAUCUGUAUGAAUAAUAACAAAAUCUGCACUAAGAUGAAUUGCUUGAAGGCAGAAGGAAGUAAUAAAGAUAAAGCAUUGAGAGCCUCACGAUCCGAAUGCGUUGAUGGUACGUCGUACAUGGAUGCCGAGGGAUGCAACCACUGCUACUGCAUCGAUAACACAGAGUACUGCACUUUACACGACUGCGGUUCCCUCGGAGGAAAAAUGCGGAAGCUACGGACGGAUUUCAAGUGCGUUAAUGGUACGUCGUUCAUGGAUGACGAGGGAUGCAACCGAUGCUUCUGCGUCAAUAAUCACGCGAUCUGCACUAUGAAAGCCUGCCUAAAGAUAAGCGAUAAAGAUAAAGCGUUGUUGAGAGCCACACGAUCCGAAUGCGUUGAAGGUACAUCGUACAUGGAUGCCGAGGGAUGCAACCGCUGCUACUGCAUCGAUAACACAGAGUACUGCAGUUUACAAGACUGCGGUUUCCCCGGAGGGAAAAUGCUGAGGAUAAGGACGGAUGUGGAAUGCGUUAAUGGUACAUCGUACAUGGAUGACGAGGGAUGUAACCGUUGCUUCUGCAUCGAUAAUAAUGAGGUCUGCACUUUGAAAGCCUGCAUAGAGGAAAGCGCGUUUUGCUUAAUAGGAUCAGUAAAACAUACCAUGUGUGGAGAAUGCGUCUGCACCACGGGAUUAUGGGAUUGCCCUAGUUGUGAAAAUAAUGAGCUCUUUAACAAAAUACUAAACACCAGGUCAAGUCCAAGAUGCUACUCUGGAAGCUCCAAAAUGGUCGAUUGUGGAAAAUGCUUCUGUGUCUCUGGAAAGUGGAUCUGCCCUAUCUGUGACGAGCAACACUCACGUCUAGAUAUGAGCAUGACCAGAAGAGGAGGUGACAGAAGGUGUGUACACGGCGAGCGAUAUAAAACGGAUCCUUGUAAUUACUGUGUAUGUGUUGACGGCCACGAUAUAUGCACGAAUACUGAUUGUGCCGCCGUUAAAUUGGAUAAUGUUCUACGAAGAAAAAAAGAAUGUGAUACUUUUGACUCGAAACGUAUAAAAUGUAACCGAUGUACGUGCAUGUUUGGAAAAUGGGUCUGUACCCAUUUUAAGUGUAAAACCAAAUUAAAUAAUGAUGAGAUUGAAUACAUUUCUUGGGAAAAUGAUCCAUUUCCCGAAUUUGUAGAAAUUACCGAAGCUGAAGAUCACGAUAAAGUUUACGUAUCGAAUGAAACAUUUUAUGCUGAUCUGCUCACGAGUCCUAACCAUCAUCAUACUAAACAUUCUUCUAAAAGUGAUCGUUUUAAAAACUAUGACAAAAAGAGUAAUCGUCUUCGUCAUAAACACCGUCACAGACACCAUAAACACAAUACGUUACGAAUGAGCGAACAGGACCUCCUUGGUGGUGAGAAUAGGAAAUGUAAAGUCGGUGAGAGGUUCAGAUUAGGCGCCUGUAAUUAUUGCUACUGCAAUGAACAUGGUGUCCGCGUAUGUUCCCGACACAACUGCAAAAAUUACAAAUCCGCUGUUAAUAAGACAGAGUAUUCACCCAAGCAGUACAAAGAAGAACUAUGCAAGAUUGGAUACAGAUUCAGACUGGAUAAAUGCAACUACUGCUACUGCAACGAACAUCGUAAACUCAUAUGUUCAAAGCACAAAUGUGCAGGCAGUAUCCCACCUCCUUCCUAUUUGCGGUCAAUAUUUGACAUGGACUGUGAAGUGGGACAUGUUCUGGUUGACAGUUGCAUAAUCUGCACCUGUACUGAAAACAAAACAUACGUUUGCGUCACAGAAAAUAAAGAUGAAUGCGAACCACUUGAUAUUUCACAAAGAAUAUAUUCAGACGAUGACGAUGACGUCUGUUUCAACGGCACUAAACGACCAAUAAACUCUUGCAACUAUUGCUAUUGUAGAGAUGGAAUCGAAUUUUGUACCCUAAAGCCCUGCUGGAAUAAUAUACAGACUCCCUACAUAUUCAUGGAGCCAGAAUGCGACGAAGACACACCCAUACCCAGUCCUGAUCCCUGCAACACAUGCAUCUGUAUAGACUCAGAUAUACUCUGCACAAAUAUACCCUGCCCACUACACACAAGAACAUCAGACGUCUCAGUAAUGAAUCACCAAAAUUGUGUUGACGGACAAGUAUAUUCAAUAAAUUAUGGAUGCAACGACCUCUGUGUCUGUAUGAAAGGAAAAGUUAUUUGCACUAAAAAACGUUGUUUUGACGUACUUAGAAGUGGUCUAACAGAAUUAGAAAUAGUCCGUUCAUUACUACAGUCAGAUUAUAGUCAAUCACAAAUGACACAGCCGGCGCCAGGGUCUGGCUGCAGACAAAAUAAACUUUACCGACCCGAAGAUGAUGAUCCUGAUUGCCCUAAUGUAUGUAUAUGCGAUGGAAACGAGUUGUUAUGUACACGCCGAAAAUGUGACAAAAAAGUUUCUACAUUUAUCAAAGCUAAAACUGGUUUCCAAGCACUUCGAGGGUCAUUGAAACGACACAUUUGCAAUGACUAUGAGCAGAUUCCGACUGAUUCACCUUGCCUCAUCUGCGUGUGUUUUAAUGGUGGACCAGUUUGUACACCAGCAGACUGUGCUCUAGAUCCAAAAAUUAAUUAUGACAGUGAUGAAGAGAGCGAGGAAUUUAAAAAAAUUGUUAGAGAAUUCGUUGGAACGGAGAGCAAAUCUAUUAGACCUGGGAAGGAUAGUACAUUCUGCGAACCUUUUACGUUCUUCAGUCCCGACGGUAAUAGGUUCUGUAGGAGCUGUUUCUGUUUACACAACGGACUCGCUUUAUGUUUAUUGAGUAUAUGCAAGUAUCAUAGAGAUGACCACAAACCCAUCGUCCACCUAGACCUACAGAAAUCAUGCGUGCCUGGUGAUGUGACGCGUCCACACAGGUGCGUCUAUUGUACUUGUUCUUCAAAGGCGGUUUGGUUCUGCCAAAAAGAAGAUGAGUCUAUGUGUCACGAAACGGACUGUGAUGAUAGCGACGAGUUUCACAUGGGGUUCUCACCGUACUGUGCUGAGUGCAAAUGUGCCUCGAAACAAAGAUAUUGCGCCAUAGAGGCUAAAUCAUGUCCAGAUUAUAGUAAGUAUGUUUACGAUUUCUUAUUUUAA